GUCCUCCGUGACUGCUGUGACCCGCCACCUCCCCAAGCCUCUGAGGACCAGUCCGUGUAGUCUUGGGACCACUGAAAGCUACCCCUUGUCCUCAAGGACUCCGAGAACCCCAGCCCCACUGACAGCAGGAUGAGCUUCUCGGUCACGUUCACCGAGCUGGCCAACAUCGCCAUCCCACAGUGCGGGGUGCUGAACUUCAAGGCCCUGCACCUCCUGCUGCAGGGCAUCUUGGAGCACAUCCACAUGGCUGAGCUCAAAAAGGUCCUCUCGGGGGAUGAGGACUUCCUGCAGCCCUCGCAGGUGGUCAUAGUGCCCAGGGAAGGAGACGCCCAGCCCAUCCUCAACCCCAUGAAGAGGCUCAGCAAUGUCUUCGACCACGUAGUUAGCCGCCUCGACAAACUAGAGAACCAGCUGGCCCUGCUGAAGGACCUGCCCUCUACUGCCCAGCUGCUGGAAGGCAGCCAGGGCACUGGCAGGCCCGCCCAGGACCUGUGGCAUCUGAUCAAGCUCCGGAAGACAGUGGAGGCUCACGAUGAAGCCCUGGCCAAGUCAAUGCAGACCCUGCAGGACCUGCUCACUGAUCUUCAUGCACUCCAGGUCACCGCCAAAGCACUCAGGAAGGAUGUGGACAUGCUGAAGAACAUGCUUGAGAAGAUACACCCAGAAAGAAUGGACAUGUUCGCUGAAGACUUCAGAAUCCAGAACCGGAGGAUGGUCGCACUGCAGCGGGAAGUGGCUUCUCUCCAGAAUAAAGUUCAAACCAUCCCCAAAACUGAGGACAUGGUGCUCUGGAGUGGCCUCCAUGAUGCCAUGUUCACCUCGGAAAUCAGUUCAUCACCCUUGGACUUCCCCCGACUGUGGCAGUCUGUGGAGCAGCUCCCAGAGGCUGCCCUGGCCCAGACCGCCGAGUACCUUGAAGCUACUCGUGCCAUCCACGUCGCCGAGCCCAUCCAAAACACCCAGCUGCUGCAGACCGUCUGGCAUUACGAGGUCCCAGAGCUCCUCCCAGAGGAGCCAUCUGCCCAAGCAGCUUCACUCAGCAGUGACCAGGAGUCAGCGCAGCCUCCGGCCCUCACACCUGAGUCUUCACCUGGGCGCGCAAUUGAAUUUGCACCUGAGCCUGAACCCGUGCUAGGGCUGGAGCCGGAGGCUGUGCCCAGACUGGAGCCUGUGCCCGGGCCCAGUGUGACACCUGGGUUCUUGCCAGCACCUUGGCCUGUGCCUGGACCUGUGCCUGCCCCAGGAGCCUACCCCUCACCUCCAGGAGACUGGCCUGCACUCCCAGGACGCUGGCCUCUUCCCCAAGGCUUGCCUGAGCUGGGCUCUUGGCCUUUCUGGGACUUAGGCCUCCUGCGGCCACCUCAGCCCCAGCCCUCCGGGGCCCCACAGCCGGCUACUGAGUUUGGCUUCAUGUGGCCUCAACCACUGCAGCCAUAUCAGUCUCACCAGGGAGAAGCCCUCCAGGUUGCAGCUGUCCAAGAAAAGGGGGAAGAAAAUGAUGUCCCCAGCAUGAGGAGCCCUCGGGAGAGGGCUCGCAAGGAUGGGCACCCUAAGGAUAGAGCUCGCAAGGUUGGGGUCCCCAAAGAUGGAGGUGGCAAGGACGUGGCUCCCAAGGAUAGUGGUGGCAAGGAUGGGGCCCCCAAGGAAGCACAGCCUAAGACUCCCCAGUCUGCUCUUCACCGGCUGAAAACCACCGCUGCCAUCGCCGCCGCCGCUGCCGCAGCCUAUGCAGCCGCGGCAUCCUCUGCUGCCCAGACAGCCAAAGUUGCUGCCAAGGUUGUCAAAGAUGCCCCAGCCACCAAAAUGGCCAGCAUUGCAGCAGACAUGGCUUCAGCUGGGCCCCUAGGGGUCUUUGCACAUGUCCUGGGUGCAGGGCCUGCCCGGGGAGCCACAGAAUCCCAAGACGCGGACGAUGAUUCUGAAAUCCUCUCUCCCUCCUACUCUGCUGCCAGCAUCCGUCCUGAUUUAGCCCUGUCCCAGGGCAUGCUGGCUGCCAAGCAGGCCACGAGCCCUGAAGACAAGAAGAGGGCUGUCAGGUAUUCCAUGAGCCACAUAGCCCAGAUGCCCGUCAGACACGACUCCCUGAAAGAAGAAUUUGCCCAGCUGUCCUUUAACCUGAACCAGCACUUGACCCGUCUAGCCAGUAUGGGAGGCCCUUCCAGGCUUGGGGCAACAGUGGACAUAUUGCAGGAAAAGAUCGGCAGCCUCCAGAAAUCCAGGCUUAAGGAAGAAGAACUUGAGAGAAUUUGGGGCAAUCAAAUAGAGACAGUGAAGGAUCACUACAUCAUUUUGGACAAGGCAGUGGAGAAGCUACAGAUUCGAAUGGAUGAGUUCAAGACUCUCCAGGCUCAAGUCAAAAGACUGGAAAUGAACAAGGUGAAUAAAAGCACUAUGGAGGAGGAGCUGAGAGAGAAAGCUGACAGGAGUGCCCUGGCAGGCAAGGCAAACCGAGCUGACCUGGAGACCGUGGCGCUGGAGCUGAACGAGAUGAUUCAGAACAUGCUCUUCAAGGUCACGAUCCAUGAGGACGACUGGAAGAAGGCUGUGGAGCAGCUCAGCAAGGACAUGAACACCAAGCUAGUCCACAGUGAUCUGGAUCCCUUGAAGAAAGAAAUGGAAGAGGUCUGGAAAAUAGUCCGGAAGCUGCUGAUUGAGGGCUUAAGAUUGGACCCUGACAGUGCUGCCGGCUUUAGGAAGAAGCUGUUCGAGCGCGUCAAGUGCAUAUCCUGUGACCGGCCCGUGGAGAUGAUGACUGGCCCACACCUGAUCACCAUCCGCAAAGCACACCUGCUGUCCCGGCUGCGGCCAGCCAGCGCCAACAGCUAUGAGUACUUGCAGAGGCAACAGAUGAGGGAACAGCAGCAGCUACAGUUCCAGGACCUCGGCAUCCAGGAGGAUGUUCAGCAGGACUGGGGUGAUGGCCCCCAAAAUGACACCAGCUUCAAGUGCAAGUCCUGCAACCUGUCAACGCUUUAUCCCUAUGGGGAUCCCCACGUGAUCGACUAUGACAGCGUCGAGGUGGAUAUCCUCGGUGUGGAUGGGAUCCUAUACAAAGGCCGCAUGAAUAGCCAGAGGGGGACUCAGGCCUCGGCCAUCGCAAAGGAGCUGGCAGCUGUGAAGGCUCCGUGUCCCCCGUCACAAAGCCUGUAUGACCGUGUGCACUCCAGCUCCCUAUUUGGUGCCGUCUGCCCCCCCCUGCGCCCCCACACCAGUGCCCGCUCAUCUGCCUCAGGCCCUCACCCGACGAUGCCAGCUCGGCCACCUUCCCUGCCACCUCUGCCACUGCUGCCACCACUGAUUCCGCCCCUGACGGACCCCCAGCAGGCUCCAGGGCCCACCAGACUUUCAAGAGCUCCACAUAUCGAGUCCCGAGUCAGCAGGAAGCCCCAUGAGGAGCCCGCCAACCUGUGAGCCCCACCCCCCUGUGGCCCC
Messenger RNA from Saimiri boliviensis boliviensis (Bolivian squirrel monkey), 3432 nucleotides. RefSeq names its product chromosome 12 C16orf96 homolog (gene C12H16orf96). Lineage: Eukaryota; Metazoa; Chordata; Mammalia; Primates; Cebidae. The record is from RefSeq and is a predicted model, not a curated record.